AAUAAUAAUAAUAAUAAUAAUAAUAAUAAUAAUAAUAAUAAUAAUAAUAAUAAUAAUAAUAAUAAUAAUAAUAAUAAUAAUAAUAAUAAUAAUAAUAAUAAUAAUAAUAAUAAUAAUAAUAAUAAUAAUAAUAAUAAUAAUAAUAAUAAUAAUAAUAAUAAUAAUAAUAAUAAUAAUAAUAAUAAUAAUAAUAAUAAUAAUAAUAAUAAUAAUAAUAAUAAUAAUAAUAAUAAUAAUAAUAAUAAUAAUAAUAAUAAUAAUAAUAAUAAUAAUAAUAAUAAUAAUAAUAAUAAUAAUAAUAAUAAUAAUAAUAAUAAUAAUAAUAAUAAUAAUAAUAAUAAUAAUAAUAAUAAUAAUAAUAAUAAUAAUAAUAAUAAUAAUAAUAAUAAUAAUAAUAAUAAUAAUAAUAAUAAUAAUAAUAAUAAUAAUAAUAAUAAUAAUAAUAAUAAUAAUAAUAAUAAUAAUAAUAAUAAUAAUAAUAAUAAUAAUAAUAAUAAUAAUAAUAAUAAUAAUAAUAAUAAUAAUAAUAAUAAUAAUAAUAAUAAUAAUAAUAAUAAUAAUAAUAAUAAUAAUAAUAAUAAUAAUAAUAAUAAUAAUAAUAAUAAUAAU
Molecule: messenger RNA, 609 nt
Organism: Wyeomyia smithii (pitcher-plant mosquito)
Lineage: Eukaryota; Metazoa; Arthropoda; Insecta; Diptera; Culicidae
Exons: 1
Source: RefSeq, a predicted model, not a curated record